AUAAUUUUAUCUUUGUUAUUUUUGAUUCCUAUUGCUAUAUUAGGGCUUUAUUGCGAAUUAAUAGGUUGUUUGUUAAUUUUAUUUUUUGUAAGAUUUUUUAGAAAUUGGUUUUUAGGAUUUUUUAGUACAUUGUCUUUCUCUUUUGGUGGGGAUAUUUUUUCGUGGUUUUUGGUUUACUUGUCUUUGUGAAUUGUAGUUUUAAUAAUUCUUUCAGGGUUUUGUAUGAAACAUAUAGACACCAUAGCUGAUUUUUUGAUUAUUUGUAUAUCUUUACUUUUAUUUUUGGUUUUGUGUUUUUUAACUAUAAAUGUUUUUAUAUUUUAUGUUUAUUUUGAGGCUACAUUGAUUCCUACUUUGUUUUUAAUUUUUGGCUGAGGGUACCAACCAGAGCGGUUGAAUGCGGGGUUUUAUUUAUUGUUUUAUAUGCUUUUUGCUUCUUUACCCCUUUUAUUAGGUAUUGUUUAUUUGGGUUUUAUAUCAGGAAGAUUUGUUUGAUGAUUUUUAGAAGGAGCUAAUAAUUUUUAUUUACAUUUGUCUAUGAUUUUAGCUUUUUUGGUUAAAAUGCCUAUGUUUAUUUUUCAUUUUUGAUUACCCAGGGCUCAUGUUGAGGCUCCUGUUUUUGGUUCUAUAAUUUUAGCUGGUGUUUUAUUAAAAUUAGGUGGUUAUGGUUUAAUUCGUGUUAUAUCUUUUUUGUAUAUAUAUUAUGUUAAUGUUUCUUAUAUUAUAAUUAGUUUAGGAUUGUUAGGUUCUGUAAUUGCUAGUUUUGUUUGUUUAUUUCAAAUUGAUAUUAAAUGCUUAAUUGCUUAUUCUUCAGUUGCUCAUAUAAGUUUAGUUAUUUGUGGUUUGUUUACUUUUAAUUUGUCAGGAUUAAUAGGUUCUUUUGUUUUAAUAUUAGGUCAUGGGUUGUGUUCUUCUGGAUUAUUUGUUUUAGCUAAUGUAAUAUAUGAACGUUCUUUAAGACGAAGAUUGUUUAUUAAUAAGGGUUUUAUUUCAAUUAUGCCUUCUAUAAGUUUGUUUUGAUUUAUAUUUAGAGCUAAUAAUAUAUCUAGUCCUCCUUCUUUAAAUUUGUUAGGUGAAGUAUUACUGUUGAAUAGUAUUAUAAGUUGAAGAAAUUUAGCUAUGGUGUUUUUAAUGAUUAAUUCUUUUAUAAGUUGUUGUUACAGAAUCUAUUUAUAUUGCAUAACUCAGCAUGGGGUUUUUUAUAAAGGUGGGUUUUUUAGUUCUAGUGCUAGAAUUCGGGAUUUUUUAUUAAUUUUUAUACAUUGGUUUCCUUUGAAUUUUUUUGUUUUUAAGGUGGAUUUUCUCUUUGUUUUUUUAUAA
Molecule: messenger RNA, 1320 nt
Organism: Cimex lectularius (bed bug)
Lineage: Eukaryota; Metazoa; Arthropoda; Insecta; Hemiptera; Cimicidae
Source: the annotation of a RefSeq genome assembly